AAGACCAACAACUAUUGCGACCCUGCUAUCGACCGACUACCUACAAUUUUAAAUACCUUUCUACCGUAACUCGUUAUGUAGUUUGAUCACAGAACGCGCCAUCGUUGGUCGUACCCGUCCGUUGUUGCUUAGUCGUCUCUCUAUUAUUGUCAGUACUACUCACUGUAGACCGAGCAGAAAAACGGGUUUUUGUUUAUGUUGUUGUGUUAUAUUGUUACAUAUCGCCUUUUUUUCGCAGCUUGAUACCUUUGUCUUUAUAUCGUUGGUCCGGUGUUGAACAUUUUUAGUUCUUCCACGUUUGGCCGUUGUUACUGGAGCGAGACCUUCAUUGUGAUGCACCUUCAUGUUCUGUUGACUCAAAUGAAUUGACUGUAGAGAAAACAUAUUUAGAGAAUGAAGACUGAAUGCUUUACAACCAUCUGCAGAAAAAGGAAGCUCGAUAUAAUUUGUAGCGGAACUGUAAUGAAAUAUACAUAGGAAACCAUGAUGGGAACGAAUAUUCUGACGCAUGACACUGUGGAUAGGGGCCUGCCCUCGCAGGAAAAUAAACUAUUUAAGAAAAUCCCUUUUCCCGGAUUCGGCAACGACAUGCCCUACAAAGUACUGCAAAAAGGGAAGAGGAAGAACACGCUUAGGUACAUAUUUAACAGGAUCAGGCUGAAGAGGUACGGGAGCAUUACAAUAUCCAGGCCGGAUUCCACGUAUAGGGUGUCGUAUUUGGGAAAUGUGGUUACGGGAUGGGCCAAAGGUGACGGGUGCGUAGAAAAACCACUAACCACUCUAUGGCGCAACUACACUCAAUCCUCCAGGCCCGACGUCUCGAUGCAGCUCACCAUAUCCGGCGGAAGCCUCAAGGUGGUGACCAAAACUCACGGACUCACCGAGUACUGGGCGCACAGGCUCACAACGUGCGCGGCUCCCCCCGAGUUCCCGAGGAUUUUCUGCUGGAUCUACCGGCACGAAGGUCGUCGUUUGAGACACGAACUGAGGUGCCACGCUGUGUUAUGUUCCUCCUCCGAGCUGGCGGCCAAGAUUGACAAGGAGUUGAAGGAGUCGCUGGCCUUGGCCUUGGCCGAGUUCAAGAAGGAGAAGUUGUGCAAACAGAACGCGAGACUGAGUCUGGUGAAUUCGGUGUACGAAAACCCGAGCAUGCCCAGGAGGAAGAUACUGUUGAACACCGGAUCUCAGAAUUACAGACCACCACUGGAAAGAUCCAAAUCAGCCCCAAAACUCUCAAGCAUCGAGGAGAUCCUGGAAGAAGAAGAUAUCUUCAAAAGCUCACGACAAAUCUACAAAGAGAUCCUGAAAUACUAUGACUGUGCUAACAUUUUCGAUUAUCACAAUAAACACAUCACUAAAAACAACACUAAUCGAUCCCCUUUAAAAGAAAAGAACUCCCAAAGACACAGCGUUAGUUUCAGCGAUCAGGAAAUCAAGGAGAUCUUACUGGAAACCAAAGAAGACGACUUGGAGACCUUAACAGACAACUCACUGGCAACAGAUGAGUCCAACACUGACAACACCAGCUACGAAGAUGAAAGGUUCGACGAAUCACUUGAAGAUGCAUCCACCAACGACUCAGAUUCCAUCAGAGACCCAAAUGAAGCUGAUAAAAGAACAGAGUUGGAUUUUAAAAUAGGAGGGACUGUAUUGCCAACUGUUAAAAGCUUGGAAAAACUGCAAACUAUCGAUUUGAAAGUGGUGGGACCUUAUGUAAACAAGUGCUUGUUAGGACAAGAAGAGGUAUCUUUGAUACCGGUUGGUGAGACUGAAACGGACUUUAGUUCAUUGAAAGUAUACAAGAAAAGGAGCAUGUCAGAGUGCGGCAAAGACUUGCUGAUGUACAGCAUUUUUCAUUCCAGUGAUGUGGCUCAAAACGAAAAAGACGACGAGGCUAGGAGUACGAGUAGUGAGUCCAGUUUGUACGAGGAUGAUCUUUCUAGUAAAAUAGACCAUAUAGUGAUGGUACACAGCGUUACUUUCAGCGACCAGGAAAUCUUACUGGAAACCAAAGAAGCCGACUUGGAGACCUUAACAGACAACUCACUGGCAACAGAUGAGUCCAACACUGACAACACCAGCUACGAAGAUGAAAGGUUCGACGAAUCACUUGAAGAUGCAUCCACCAACGACUCAGAUUCCAUCAGAGACCCAAAUGAAGCUGAUAAAAGAACAGAGUUGGAUUUUAAAAUAGGAGGGACUGUAUUGCCAACUGUUAAAAGCUUGGAAAAACUGCAAACUAUCGAUUUGAAAGUGGUGGGACCUUAUGUAAACAAGUGCUUGUUUAUGUCAGAGUGCGGCAAAGACUUGCUGAUGUACAGCAUUUUUCAUUCCAGUGAUGUGGCUCAAAACGAAAAAGACGACGAGGCUAGGAGUACGAGUAGUGAGUCUAGUUUGUACGAGGAUGAUCUUUCUAGUAGAAUAGACAAUAUAGUGAUGAAAAAAAACUCCCAAAGACACAGCGUUACUUUCAGCGACCAGGAAAUCUUACUGGAAACCAAAGAAGACAACUUGGAGACUCUAACAGAUAACUCCCUGGCAACUGAUGAGUUCAACACUGACAACACCAGCUACGAAGAUGAAAGAUUCGACGAAUCACUUGAAGAUGCAACCACCAAUGACUCAGACUCCAUCAGAGACUCAAAUGAAGCUGAUAAAAGAACAGAGUUGGAUUUUAAAAUAGGAGGGACUGUAUUGCCAACUGUUAAAAGCUUGGAAAAAGUGCAAACUAUCGAUUUGAAAGUGGUGGGACCUUAUGUAAACAAGUGCUUGUUAGGACAAGAAGAGGUAUCUUUGAUACCGGUUGGUGAGACUGAAACGGACUUUAGUUCAUUGAAAGUAUACAAGAAAAGGAGCAUGUCAGAGUGCGGCAAAGACUUGCUGAUGUACAGCAUUUUUCAUUCCAGUGAUGUGGCUCAAAACGAAAAGACGACGAGGCUAGGAGUACGAGUAGUGAGUCCAGUUUGUACGAGGAUGAUCUUUCUAGUAAAAUACGACCAGGAAAUCUUACUGGAAACCAAAGAAGACAACUUGGAGACUCUAACAGAUAACUCCCUGGCAACUGAUGAGUUCAACACUGACAACACCAGCUACGAAGAUGAAAGAUUCGACGAAUCACUUGAAGAUGCAUCCACCAACGACUCAGAUUCCAUCAGAGACCCAAAUGAAGCUGAUAAAAGAACAGAAAAGCUUGGAAAAACUGCAAACUAUCGAUUUGAAAGUGGUGGGUCCUUAUACAAACAAGUGCUUGUUAGGAUAAGAAGAGGUAUCUUGAUACCGGUUGGUGAGACUGAAACAAAUUUUAGUUCGUUGAAAGUGUACAAGAUAAGGAGCAUAUCAGAGUGCGGCAAAGACUUGCUGAUGGACACCAUUUUUCAUUCCAGUGAUGUGGCUCAAAACGACAAGGACGACGAGGCUAGGAGUACGAGUAGUGAGUCUAGUUUGUACGAGGAUGAUCUUUCUAGUAGAAUAGACAAUAUAGUGAUGGUGUAAUUUUUAAUAAAUUAUCUAG
Sitophilus oryzae (rice weevil) is the source of this 3511-nucleotide messenger RNA. RefSeq lists its product as uncharacterized. Bases 484 to 3492 code for a protein of 1002 amino acids. The transcript is spliced from 9 exons. Lineage: Eukaryota; Metazoa; Arthropoda; Insecta; Coleoptera; Curculionidae. The record is from RefSeq and is a predicted model, not a curated record.